This is a messenger RNA of Tarenaya hassleriana, 437 nucleotides long. RefSeq names its product ethylene-responsive transcription factor RAP2-1-like. Gene Ontology annotation, molecular function: DNA-binding transcription factor activity; DNA binding. Gene Ontology annotation, biological process: regulation of DNA-templated transcription. Lineage: Eukaryota; Viridiplantae; Streptophyta; Magnoliopsida; Brassicales; Cleomaceae. The record is from RefSeq and is a predicted model, not a curated record. The annotation marks the transcript as partial. The transcript has a single exon.
UCUCUCAUAUACGCGCACGCGCACACAGAACAAACCAUUUAUUUUUCCUUUGGGGGGGUGGGCAAUAUAUGGUGGACGAAGAAGAAGAGGAGGAGGAGGAAGAAGGGUUGAUGUGCUCUACGGCGUCGUCUAGCCGGAAAACUCGCCGGAGAGACGGCGGAGAAACGGCUCCGUACAAAGGUGUACGGAGGAGGAAGUGGGGGAAAUGGGUCGCUGAGAUACGUGAACCAAACAAAAGGUCGCGUUUAUGGUUAGGCUCUUACUCCUCCGCCGUCGCCGCCGCCAGGGCUUACGACAUCGCCGUCUUCUACCUCCGUGGGCCCUCCGCCCGCCUCAAUUUUCCCGACCUCUUGCCUCAAGAUGUCGCCGACGCCGGCGACGGAGCCGUCAUCUCUGCCGAUGCCAUAAGGAAGAAGGCGGCUGAGGUUGGCGCCACG